Messenger RNA from Rattus rattus (black rat), 6600 nucleotides. It is a transcript of the gene Trappc10, whose product is annotated as trafficking protein particle complex 10. The record is from RefSeq and is a predicted model, not a curated record. Gene Ontology annotation, cellular component: TRAPPII protein complex. Gene Ontology annotation, biological process: early endosome to Golgi transport; intra-Golgi vesicle-mediated transport. Lineage: Eukaryota; Metazoa; Chordata; Mammalia; Rodentia; Muridae. Bases 148 to 3927 code for a protein of 1259 amino acids. The transcript is spliced from 23 exons.
GGCCGGAAGUAGACGCGGCCGGCGGCGGCGGGCGGCCGGCUAGGAGCUGCCGGGGGCCGGCGGCGAGGAGGCGCGGGCUCAGUGGGCCCCGCGCUGCCUCGGGUGCCCAUGGGGGGCGAGGGGCCGGGCCGGUGACGCCGGACGCCCAUGGACGCCCCUGAGGAGCCACAGCCACCGGUGGUCUACACCAUGGAGAACAAGCCUAUCGUCACCUGUGCUGGAGACCAGAAUUUAUUUACCUCCAUCUAUCCGACACUUUCCCAGCAGCUUCCAAGAGAGCCAAUGGAGUGGAGAAGGUCCUAUGGCCGGGCUCCGAAAAUGAUUCACCUGGAAUCCAACUUUGUUCAGUUCAAGGAGGAGCUGCUGCCGAAGGAAGGGAACAAAGCCCUGCUCACCUUCCCCUUCCUCCACAUCUACUGGACGGAGUGCUGUGACACUGAAGUGUACAAAGCUACGGUAAAAGACGACCUCACCAAGUGGCAGAAUGUUCUCAAAGCUCACAGCUCUGUGGACUGGCUGAUAGUGGUAGUAGAAAAUGAUGCCAAGAAAAAAAACAAAACCAACAUCCUUCCCCGAACUUCUAUUGUGGACAAAAUAAGAAAUGACUUUUGUAAUAAACAGAGUGACAGGUGUGUUGUGCUCUCUGACCCCUUGAAGGACUCUUCUCGAACUCAGGAAUCCUGGAAUGCCUUCCUGACCAAACUCAGGACUCUGCUGCUCAUGUCUUUUACCAAAAACCUUGGCAAGUUUGAGGAUGACAUGCGGACUUUGAGGGAAAAGAGGACAGAGCCAGGCUGGAGCUUCUGUGAAUACUUCAUGGUCCAGGAGGAGCUUGCCUUUGUGUUUGAGAUGCUGCAGCAGUUUGAAGACGCCCUGGUGCAGUACGACGAGCUGGACGCCCUGUUCUCACAGUAUGUGGUCAACUUCGGAGCUGGGGAUGGUGCCAACUGGCUGACUUUUUUCUGCCAGCCGGUGAAGAGCUGGAAUGGACUGGUACUCCGCAAGCCCAUAGACAUGGAGAAGCGCGAGUUGAUUCAGAAGCAAGAGGCCACUCUGCUGGACCUGCGAAGCUACCUGUUCUCCCGCCAGUGCACCUUGCUCCUCUUCCUGCAGCGGCCAUGGGAGGUGGCUCAGCGCGCCCUGGAGCUGCUGCACAGCUGUGUGCAGGAGCUGAAGCUCUUAGAAGUCUCUGUCCCUCCUGGAGCUCUGGAUUGCUGGGUCUUUCUGAGCUGUCUGGAGGUCUUGCAGAGGAUAGAAGGUUGCUGUGACCGGGCACAGAUAGACUCCAACAUUGCCCACAUGGUGGGGCUGUGGAGCUAUGCCAUGGAAAAGCUAAAGUCCUUAGGGUACCUCUGUGGACUUGUGUCAGAAAAAGGGCCCAACUCGGAAGAUCUCAACAGGACGGUUGAUCUUUUGGCGGGACUAGGAGCGGAGAGACCUGAGACAGCCAACACAGCUCAGAGUCCUUAUAAGAAGCUCCAGGAAGCGCUGUCAUCAGUAGAGGCCUUUGAGAAGCACUACCUGGACUUGUCCCAUGCCACCAUUGAGAUGUAUACAAGUAUCGGGCGGAUUCGGUCUGCCAAGCUUGUUGGAAAAGAUCUGGCAGAAUUUUACAUGAGGAAAAGGUCGCCACAGAAGGCAGAAAUGUAUCUUCAGGGAGCUUUGAAAAAUUACAUGGCUGAGGGCUGGGCCCUGCCUGUCACACACACAAGGAAGCAGCUAGCCGAGUGCCAAAAACACCUGGGGCAAAUGGAAAACUACUUGCAGACCAGCAGCCUCCUGGCCAGCGACCAUCACCUGACGGAGGAGGAGCGGAAGCACUUCUGCCAGGAGAUCCUCAGCUUUGCCAGUCAGCAGGAGGACAAGGCAGGUCACAAGGUGGUACUGCCCAUGCACUCGUUUGCACGGCUAAAGGAUCUCCAUUUUGACCCUCCCAAUGCUGUGGUCCACGCGGGUGGCGUCCUCACUGUGGAGAUAACGGUUUGCAGCCAGAUGCCUGUCCCUGUCCAUGUGGACCAGAUUGCUGUGAACGUCCACUUCAGCAUCGAAAAAAACAACUACCGGAAGACAGCUGAGUGGCUGACCAAGCACAAGACUUCCAAUGGAAUCAUCACCUUCCCAGCCGAGGCCUCCCUGUUCCCUACAUCUCAGAACAGCCUGCCGGCCCUGGAGUUGUCAGAGAUGUUGGAGAGAAGCCCCUCUGAUAACUCCCUGAACACCACAGGCAUCAUCUGUAGGAACGUCCACAUGCUCCUAAGGAGGCAGGAGAGUAGCUCUUCUCUAGAGCCGCCCUCGGGGCUGGCCCUGGAGGACGGGGCCCACGUGCUGAGGUGCAACAGUGUGACUCUGCAGCCAGGUGCCAACAAGAUAGUCUUCAAGACCCAGGCCAAAGAACCUGGAACGUAUACGCUGCGACAGCUUCGGGCCUCGGUGGGCCCUGUGUGGUUUGUCCUUGCACACAUCCACCCCAUUGUACAGUAUGAUGUGUACUCUCAGGAGCCUCAGCUGCAUGUGGAACCGCUGGCUGAUAGCCUUUUGGCCGGCAUUCCUCAGAAAGUCAAGUUUACUGUCACUACCGGCCAUUACACAGUAAAAGACGGAGACAGCCUCCAGCUCAGCAAUGUGGAGGCCAUGCUCAUCUUGUGUCAGGCGGAGAACAGAGCCGUGGUCUACUCUAACACAAGAGAAGAGUGCUCCUCUGCCUUGCUCCGGAUCCAGUCCUCUGACAAGGUGACCAGCAUCGGUCUCCCCACUGCGCCUGCGUACCACGUGAUCGAGUUCGAGCUGGAGGUUCUGUCUUUACCUUCAGCUCCAGCAGCUGGCGGGGAUUUCAGUAUUCUGGGGACACCAGAGCUCCACAGGAAGCAGAAAGAUUCUCAGAGAGCUGACCAUUGCAUGGUCACCACAGAUCACAAGGUGUCCAUCGACUGCCCGUGGUCUAUCUACUCCACUGUCAUCGCACUGACAUUCAGUGUGCCCUUCAGGACCGCGCACUCUCUGCUGUCCGCUGGAACCCGGAAAUAUGUGCAAGUCUGUGUUCAGAACCUGUCGGAACUGGACUUUGAGCUGUCAGAUAGUAAUCUGGAAGACCAAGGCCAUGCUACUGACCUGAGGCUGGCGCCCCUGAACACACAGUCCCAGCAGCUUAUCCACAGUAAGCAGUCCGUGUUCUUUGUCUGGGAGCUGACGUGGACACAGGAGCCGCCCCCUCCUCUGCACUGCCGCUUCUCAGUGGGGUUCUCCCCAGCUUCUGAAGAGCGGCUGACUGUCUCCUUGAAGCCCUACACCUACGAGUUCCAAGUGGAGAACUUUUUUACGCUGUACAGCGUGAGAGCUGAGAUCCUUCCUGCCUCAGGAGCUGAGUUCUGUAAGACAGGCUCGCUCUGCUCCUUGGAGGUGUGCAUCACACGGCUCGCCGACCUCCUGGAUGUGGACAAGGACGAAGCACUGGUGGAGUCCGAGGACUAUUUUUCCACAAAGCUUAUGUAUGAAGUUGUGGACAACAGCAGCAACUGGGCUGUCUGUGGGAAGAGCUGUGGUGUCAUCGCCAUGCCUUUGGCUGCCCAGGCUACUCACAGAGUCCACAUGGAAGUGAUGCCUCUGUUUGCUGGUUACCUCCCCUUGCCUGAUGUUCGACUGUUCAAGUACCUUCCCCACCACUCUGCUCACGCCUCUCAACUGGACGCCGACAGCUGGAUAGAAAAUGACAGCCUGUCAGUGGACAAGCACCUAGACGACCAGCUGGACUGCAGCAGCUUGCGGAGCAGAGGCAGCGCACACUCCACUUCCAGCGGCGAGCACAAAGGCUUGCCGAUGCCCCGGCUCCAGGCACUGCCCGCUGGCCAGGUCUUCAACUCCAGCACUGGCAUGCAGAUCCUGGUCAUUCCCAGUCAAGACGACCACGUCCUGGAAGUCAGUGUCACCUGACUGUGCCAUGAGCCAGCAAAGCCACAGAGUGGCCGUGAGUGCACGUUAGGGACUGUGGCUGGAUUGUGGUCUGUGGUAACACACUAGCUCUAACCAGACUCUGGCAGUCCUGCCUAGCUACAGACACAGCAGAGAAUAGUGUCCUUCAGCUGCUCAGUGGAGUAGAGCGUCACCUCAUGUUGUCUAUGACACAGGAUUUGUUUUCAUUUUUUAUCCCUGACCCUGUGCCCCCUGCUGGUAUCCCCAACUCAUCAGACCCUCUCAAGGGGGUCUGGUCUCCGUUCACAGCUCUCUCCUGGUGGCUCUCCGUACACCCCCAUUGUUUCUUUAAGGUGGAUCUUCAGCAGACUGCAGUCCUCUUAUGGCACUGUGUGCCCUUCUCACACGGCCCAGUCCCUGGGCAACCCGUGGGCCUCCCAGGAUGAAACACUGUCCUCCACCCCAGAGCCCCUGGUUACGGUUUUAUAGUAACAGCUUUGGGGCCGUGGGGUGGGGUGGGAGGGAACAUAACCCCUUCUGUGCCUUGGGAUGCCCAGCAGAUCACAAGGUCCAUCUGUAGAAGCCACGUGGAAGGUCCUGCAGACACGACCAGAGCGGAGGGAAGUGUGGUAUGGAGACGGCUUAGGCUAAAGGUCCUGGACCCCUGACUCCCUCUAAUGUUGAUUGAAUAGCAUAUGCACUUGGAAUUAAAUCUCUAUUUAUUAUAAUUGUUGGAUGUGGGAGAGAAUGUGUUCUCGCCCUCUAAAGUCUGCUUGUGUUGUAGCUGCAUAAUCGACAUCUUUGCACCUUAAGUCUCGGAACUGAAGAUGUUCUGUCUGCAGUGAAGAUGACAAGGGCCUCUCUUGUGCUCGGCUCAGGGCCUGGAGGACCUCAGCUGGGCCACUGGGUUGCAGUCAUACCGCACCGACGGGUUCAUUUACUUUUGGUUGUAAAUUUGAUUGUACAUAUUGUUGAUUUAUUAUUUUUAAGAGUACAGACUAACUGAUGUAAUGUUUGUGUAUAAGUUGCACCAAAAAUCAAGGACAAAAUAAAUGUGUGUUUGUUUUUACUGGCGUGGAAGUCCUAGCUUGUAAAUACAUGCUGUAUGUAUUAAAUGUGUUCAGUCCUCCAAAGUGAUGUAUUUUUGUACAUAGGAGUCAGAGUGCUCUGGGCUCAUUGGCAUGGCUUACAUGAGGGGGACCUGAGAGGGGGAGCUGGAAGAGCAAGGAGCCCUCUUCAGUCGUGGCCAGGGACCAAGCUUGGGCUCAGGGAGUCAGGGACACAGGUAGAUCCAGGAGAACCAAGCCAACACUUUCAGUAUUCAGUGUAUUUGCUUUUAACUCAGUAAAUAAAGGAUGGUGUGACACUCCCCGCCCCCUGCGCCCACACACACACACCGCUAACACACCACCAUCAAAUCUUUUUCAUUUGCAAGAGUUGGAGGAAUGCAUAAAGAAAAUAAACAUUUAAAACCUUUAGGAAACUUACUUUAUGUGCAGUUUAAACUGGGUGAGCAAGGUGUGCAAAUUAGAACUUCAUGCUUCCUGAAUGUUUACAGCCCUCUGGACUCUGUCUGUGGCAAACCUUGACAGUUGCCCUGACACUUGUCAACCCAUGUGUGAGGAAGUCUUUGAGACUCUUCCUGUCAGAGAAGCGUCCACCUAGCACUGUUUCCUCCCACCUCCCUGCGUAAUGUGCUGCCCAGUCAGAGUGGAGUCUCGGUCUGAGUUAACCACCCACCCCAUUUUCAUUGGUCUGAAUUCUCUGGAGUUUCCUAAUUAUAUAUAUUUAGAAUAAAACAAAGGGGUAAUCUAAAAUGUUGGUGGUAGUUCUGUUAUCUCAGUAUAGGAUAAAAUCAAAUCUGUUAAGGGAUUUUUUUUUUUCCUCCUCUAGCUACCCAAAAACUACAUGUGUUUGUUUUCAAGACCGGAGAUGGGGCACCAAGUCAUCCUUGUUUCUUCUGUUUGUAGAGGAGCUAAGAGACGGUCACUGGAUUGUGUUGUACGGGUAUUGGUUUGGUGAGGAUGAAGCAGGUGUUAGACAUGGUGAAGCCAGACAGGGAGUGUGUCUUGGAAGCAAGUACACUGAUGUUUACAGACAGUUGGCACCACGUGUAGAUGCCGCAGGAAGAAAGGCUGUUACAAUUGUUGUGAAUUUCACAGGGUCUCCUGUGAUUGGAAGAAUUGUAACUUCUGUUUGUAACAUGGGAAUUGUAUUUGAUGACUCCUGCCUUACAGCCCCUUUGUGCAGCCUGGAGUGGGUGCCUGUGUCAGAUAAAGAGUAGAAAUCCUAGAAAAGCCUCUCUUGGUUUUUGUUUGUUUGUUUGUUUUUUCUUUUUCUUUAGCAUUUAAAACAAGGUGAAAUUUUAAAAUCAAACAUGCCAGAUUUUAUCUAAAAAUGCAAUGUUAUGCCACUUUUUAUGAAAGAACUGACCAGUGUGUUUCCUUUAAACCAUGACGCUUAAAAUAAGCCGCACAUGACUUUAAAUUUUUAUUUCUCACGAAGACACCCUUUCUCUGGCAGAGAGCGGGCAGCCGUUCUUUGGAACUGGGUCUAGGAGUGCCACCUUGACACUGCAGGCGUUGUUUCCAUUUUCACAGUAUUCUGUAACAUAAUGUCAGAGUAAAACCACUGUACUAAGAUUGUUUAAAGUGUAAGCAUUAAAAUUCUAAAAAUACACAUUUUAAGAAGAAA